AUGACAUUAUCAACUACCAAUUUGAUAAAAUCAAGAACUAUGAUUAAGCGAGGUCAGUUGUAUUUGGAUAAUGAUUAUGUGUGGCACAAUAUUAAUAGUGUGAAUAGUGUGGCUCGUGAUCUUGAUUCGGUUGGCAUUGUUCCUCUUCAAUCUCUUUCGGAAAAAACUGGUAAUGGUAAUGGCACCUGUUUUUGGCUUAAUGAGUGGAAUGGUAAUGUUAGUUUGGCUUCCAAAUUUCCAAGAUUAUUCAAUUUAGAGCUUUCAAAAAACGCUUUCAAUUCUGAUCGAUGGAAAGAUAAUGCUUUGGUUUCUAACUGGAGAAGACAAAUCCGUGGUGGGGCUGAAUCUAGUGAACUGAAUCACCUUACGAGUCUGUUGAGUUUGGUGGUUCUUGUUGAUGAAUCGAAUAAAUGGAAAUUUUCUAACUCGAGCAUGAAGGAAUUUUCGGUGAAAGGUAUGCAUCACAUGAUUGACGAGGUUUUGCUUACUAAUAGUCAAGUAGCUACUAGAUGGAAUAAAUUGGUGCCGCGAAAGGUCAAUAUACUUGGGUGGAGGGUCCUUUUAAAUAGAAUUCCAACUCGUAGCAACUUGGUUAAUAAAAGUGUGGAAUUCUGUCCGAUAUGUGAUAAUACAGUGGAAACAAGCGAUCACUUAUUUGGAAAUUGUGAGAUUGCUUUAAAAGUAUGGAGUUUGGUGGCCAAAUAG
This is a messenger RNA of Erigeron canadensis, 705 nucleotides long. RefSeq lists its product as uncharacterized. Bases 1 to 705 code for a protein of 234 amino acids. Lineage: Eukaryota; Viridiplantae; Streptophyta; Magnoliopsida; Asterales; Asteraceae. The record is from RefSeq and is a predicted model, not a curated record. The transcript has a single exon.